Messenger RNA from Saccostrea echinata, 6975 nucleotides. RefSeq lists its product as uncharacterized. The record is from RefSeq and is a predicted model, not a curated record. NCBI's taxonomy places the organism in Eukaryota, Metazoa, Mollusca, Bivalvia, Ostreida, Ostreidae. Bases 1 to 6858 code for a protein of 2285 amino acids. The transcript has 10 exons.
AUGCAACAAAAUAGCAGUGUUUCUGCCAUGUCUUCGACCAUAAAAGGAACUCUGGUUCUAGCUGGGAAUGGUGAUAAUAGAUUAAAUGUCAGAGGUUCAGUGAGAAGUUAUAAUGCCAAAACAAUGCAUACAGAAGCUAAAAACUUGCACGCGUCAAAAAACAAAGGCUUUUUCAUGUUUUCUUCGACACUUACACAAUCCAAAGACACUUCUUCGGAAGUAACAAAAAUAACUAAUUCGGUGACACCAAUCUCCCAAACAGAUAGUGUAACUAGUGAUAUUACAAAUAGUAUCCAAACAAAAAGUGUGCAAUCUAACACGAACAGAACAACAGAGGGAAGUGAAGGACCCUUCAAAGAACAGAAAACAUCCAUAGCGCAAAUUCAGACCACGGAAAUGGGAUCUGUAGUACCUUCAAUAACGAAGGACUUAUCAAAGAAACCGACAGACGUAUUGAAUCAAAUAAACACAUCACGCUUUAUGAUCCCCUCAACAACGACGUUACGUGUACCUUAUUCCUCUCCAUCUUCUGUAUCUUCGAUUAAAAACACAUCGACAGGAGCUAUAAAGCCUUCAAAAACAAUAUCAGGGACAAACCUAUCAAAUAAAAAAACAAAUGAUAUACCAGUUAGCAGCACGUUAUUGAUCUCAAUAGCGGAAACGUCAACGAAACAAACGGACAUCACUACAAAUCAAAACAAGAAAACAACAGAAAAUUAUUCGAAUGACGUGACCUCUCAAGAUUUUACGGAACAGAAAUCAAACUUUGAGACGUCAACAAUCGGAAUCACAUCUUUGCCAUCCACAGUAAUGAAAUCCUCAAUACAACAUUCAAUACAUAACUUGUCUUCGGAACCAAAAUCAAUAACUUCCAUAACAGAAAUACGAAAUGAGUCUGGCGUAAGCGUAACACAGCCAUCAUGGGAAGCUUCUAGAUCAACGAUAUAUAAAAAUAGAAAUACUCAACAAACCUUUUCAAGUUUGCUUGGAAAUAAAGACAAAACAAAGCAGGUACGUCCAGCAACUCAAACUUUGUCUCCCUCUGACAGAUACUUAACUUCUAAUAGCGAAGAGCGAACAGCUGCUUCGAGUCCACCAAACUACAUCACAACCGCAACAACAUCCAAUCCUUCAGCAGUAGAAACAUCAACCUCUCCAACAAAAAAUACAAUAUUGACCUCAGUAGAAAUGGACAAAUCUACAUUUUAUGAGUCAAAAACACAGGAAACAACUGUGAAAGUAUCAACUUCGCCUAAUCCGACCCUGAUGCCCACAAUAUCCACAUGGGACUCAACACGAGAAGUGAAUUCAGUAAUUCAACACCAAACUUCUCUAACCAAAAUGUCAACUAUCAACGACUACACACUAUCAACAAGAAAACAAGGUAAUAUUUCUUCCUCUAAAAAAAUCCAAUUAAUUACGAAUCAGCAAUCAACAAUAGAGGUAACGAAUGAUUCAUCGGUAGAAUCAUCUACAACUGGCAAUGAAAAAUCCACAACGGCAGCGUUAGUUCAUGGAUCAAAAUCACCUGUUACGGACCAAAGUUUAUCAUCAAAGAAGUUACCUGUCGCGAGCACAUCUGUCAAUUCACCCUUACCUUCCAAAAAUUCAAUGUCAACUAAACUCAUUUCAACAACAUCGACGGGGAAGAAACAAACAAACGUAAUUGACUCAACAGGUGGAAAAACUGUUCUUGUCAACACCCAAUCAUCAUCGAUCGAUAAAAUUUCUUUUUCACAUUUUGCGCGCACUACUCUUCCUACUAACUUAUCAACAGACUAUAACAGUAACCGCACAAAUGAAUCUACAACAAUCGACGAGUAUGCAACAACUCGUACGAAAAUGACAUCUGCAGACAUAUCAAGUAUACAACAAACACAUGCACAGGAGACGUCAACUUCUGUCAUAACUUCUGAGGCAUUCUUUUCUACAUCCAAUUUGCCUAUCUCUUUCUCUAAAACGAAUUUGAUGCCAACUAUGGAUACCUCAACAAAAUCAACAACAGGGCAACAAAUAUCGAAUUCACAAAGUUCGACGCCGUUCGAAUCAAGUAUAGUUCCCUUUUCAACCCAUAGAACCACUCAGAUGCGAUUAACAAAGAGCACAAAUAAAGAGUCGUCAAGGCCAGAGAAACUUACCUCUGUUGGUACAACAAAUAAAGCAACAUCGAUAGAAACUUCAGUUAUUCACAAGCACCAAUCACAAUCGACUGCUGGUGUAAUCCUAUCAAACUUAACGUCAAGUGGAAUUAAAUAUACAAAGAAUUUCUCCACAAAAACUGAAGAAAACUAUUCAACAACACAAGUUAAUACUUCAUCUAACACAUUCCAGUCUGCAACAGCAAUACCUUCAGAACAGACAUCCUCCUCAGUUGUUGAAAUGUCAUCUCCUGGUAUGACAACAAAGGAGGGAUAUUCAACAACAGAAGUUAAAAAUUCACCGAAAACAUUCCAGUCAGCAACAACAAUACCUUCAGAACAGACAACAUCCUCAGUUGUUGAAUUGUCAACUCCUAGUAUGUCCACAAGGAAUGGAUAUUCAACAACAGAAGUGAAAAGUUCAACUAACACAUUCCAUUUAGCAACAAAAAUACCUUCAGAACAGACAACCUCCACAGCUGUUGAAUUAUCAUCUCCUGGUAUGACCACAAAGGAGGGAUAUUUAACAACACACGUUAAAAGUUCAACUAACACAUUCCAGUCAGCAACAACAAUACCUUCAGAACAGACAUCCUCCUCAGUUGUUGAAUUUUCUUCUCCUGGUAUGACAACGAAGGAGGGAUAUUCUACAACAGAAGUUAUAAGUUCAUCGAACACAUUCCAGUCAGCAACAACAAUACCUUCAGAACAGACAACAUCCUCAGCUGUUGAAUUGUCAACUCCUAGUAUGUCCACAAGGAAUGGAUAUUCAACAACAGGAGUGAAAAGUUCAACUAACACAUUCCAGUCAGCAACAACAAUACCUUCAGAACAGACAACCUCCACAGCUGUUGAAUUAUCAUCUCCUGGUAUGACAACAAAGGAGGGAUAUCCAACAACACACGUUAAAAGUUCAACUAACACAUUCCAGUCAGCAACAACAAUACCUUCAGAACAGACGUCCUCCUCAGUUGUUAAAUUGUCUUCUCCUGGUAUGACAACAAAGGAGGGAUAUUCAACAACAGAAGUUAAAAGUUCACCUAACACAUUCCAGUCAGCAGCAACUAUUUCUUCAGGACAAACAACCUCCUCAGUUGUCGAAUUGCCAUCUCCUGGUAUGACCACACAAGCUUCUCUUACAGGUGUAACGAGCGUAUUUCUCUCACAUGAUUCAUCAACAACUGAAGAGUCAUCUGAAUUGGUAAAUGAUAACAUAACAAUAUCCACAGAUAAAGCAAUCAUUUCCACAUCAACAACCCAAAACAAUGCUUUGGUUCCAUCAACAGAAGAGAAAUCAACGUCAUCAACUGAUGAAAGUACAUUAUUCACAACAUUGUUAGGUAUUGAGUCUUCAACAACCGGGAACUUCUCAGUAAACACGUGGUUUGUGACAUUACCAGAAACAUCAAAUGCACAAAGAACACAAGACAUUACAAAUGAUAAUACAGUCAGUCAGGAAUUGCAUUCCUCAACCAGAAUACCUGUACAUAUCACAGCACCCCUUUUAACCGAGGAAACCUCUACAGAAUCAACAGAGGAAACAUUAAACAAUCAUUCAAUAACUAAUACGAUAGAUAAUGCCACAACUUCAACAUUUCACUCACCUUCAACAUCACAGCCAGUCAAAUCAACAGAAAUUCAGUAUUCAACGACACAUUUAAUCCAUAUGGCAUCAGUUGAAAGCACUGAUGAGGAAUCGUCAAUAUCAGAGAAAAAUAAUUUUGCAGUUACUACAGAUCAAGCUUUAUCUGUAGCAUCUUCCAUUACAACUACACAAGAACCACUAUUAACUUCCACUUCCAGUGAAAUUCUAUAUACAUCACCAACAACAUAUGAAGAAGGAACGACAGAAAAUAAAUUGACAGAGAGGUCAUCCACAAAAGUAGAUUCAACAAGGGAAGGUAACAGCUUAACAACAGCAGUUCAAUCAGCAAAAACAGAUUCUGAACAUACAGCUUUUCCUACUGACGAAUUUUCUAGUAUGACUGCACAAACUUAUUUCACAGAAACAAACAAUGUAUCAACAACUAACGAAUCGUCAGGAUCGACAGAAAGUCAGACUACAAUAACCCCAAACCAACCAAUUGCAACGAAAGUAGUUACAUUACCUAACACUCAAUUGACAGAUUCAACAGGUGAAGAAACAACAAUGUUCGAAAUGUCGUCAACAGCUGGAACUGUUUCAGUAAAUACAUUAUCACGUACGGAAGAACCUAACACUGAAUCUUCAUCAAUAACAAUUGACAUUUCGACAUCAGAGACCCGAGAAACGAAUCCUUUAGAAAACCAGUUCACCACAGAUCAUACGAAAGAGACAUCUACAGUCAAACAAUCACCUAAUGUCCAUACUAACCAUCCAGUACAUACUUCGACAAUAAAUGGACCGGAAAAUUCAAUAACCACUGAGGAAUUAUCAAUAUUCCAUACAACAGAAACUACGCCUUCUCAACAAAAAACGAUAAGAACCACAGACAAUGUGUUCGGCGAAACUACUAUGGAGUUUUCAGUAACUCGUGAGUCAACAAAACCAAGAGCUAGUUCAGCUAUUUAUUCGUCUUCAGAGACAAUCACCAGCUCGUUGAAUGAAACAGAUACCACUUUGGUUACGACCCCGAUGCAGUAUUCAAGUGUUUCCAGAGAGUCAACUCAAAAUUUAGCAAAGGAGACAUCUAUGCAGCCUCCUGUCGGUGAACAUUUAACAACGAUGAAAUCAGAAAAAGAAGAACUUGAAAUAACGACUGAAGAUAUAAACACUGAAGCGACAACGAUUCAUAAAGAGACAGACUAUUCUUCAGUAACUGAUUUAACUCCCCAAAAGAUUUCAGCAUUCGUAUCCAAUCAACCAACGGCAGAAAACACAAAUUCUACGGCAACAAUUCCUCCGUCAGCAUCAACAAAUAUCACUAAUGAAUCAAUACAUGAAAGAAUUACAGUCUCAAAUUCAAAGACUUAUUCAACAACUGAGACGGAGAACUCAACAGUGAUAGGAAACUCUUAUACAUAUACAACAUCCCACGAUUUAUCUCACAGCACAUCAAUCCACAAGGACACAGCUAAUUCUACGAUACAUUCUUCUAAUUCAAAUAUAAAUACUACAACAACACUUCCUUCGAAAGAGGUAUCUACUGUCGUUUCCACAAUCAAAGAUUUAACUAUUACUACUAUCAAACCUCAUAAAUCAACAGCAUUACCAGUUGAGACGAGUCUCUGGGUGACGGAAUCAAACACAGGGCCUUCGACUGUUGAAUCCGCAACACAUGACAACUCUAAUGCUCCCACUAAAAACACUUCGUACAGUCCCUUUGUUACCUCAAAACUAACUGCAACACACAAGCUCACAAAUAUUGUCACUGGUCAAACUACGGAACCUGUUCAUACCCCGUCCGUUCAGUCCUCUAUCGUUAAUGAUAAAACGUUUGAAGGCCUCAUAACAACAAGAAGUGCAUCUAUUCAAACAAGAAUGUCAACGGAUAAAAAAGAAAGAAGCAAAAUUACAACGGAAGUGUUAUCAUCUACAGUUGCAUCUACUAAACAAUCAAAAUAUUCAGAAUCAUCACUGGCAUCUUUAACACCUGCAAUACAAACAGUGACCAUGGCAACCACUGAAUCAACUGGAACUCCAAAUACAGGAUCUGCCUACUUUGAAUUUGCAAUCCUAAUUUGGAUAUCUGGAAAAUUCAGUGCAAGCCUUCAAAGGAACCUUACGUUUAUGAACGAAAUUAAAUUCUUGGUGAAGGACAACUUCCUUCCUUCGAAAUACCGGCAAAGUACUAUAUUCAAUCUUCAGGUUUUCGCUAUAACAGAAGGAAGCAUUAAAGUACAUGUACAGUCGAAAGUGUUCGUUCAAACCUUACGCCGUAUGAACAUCACAGUAGGGGACCUUGUGCGCAAUGUAGCUGACCAGGUCGAUUCUGUGGAAUUUUCUACCAUAAGCACUUCCCAUGGAAAUAUUUAUGACAAUAAAGAAGAUAUAAGAAGAGAAUUUAUCAACCACGAGAAUGAUACAGAAUGUGAAGCAGUAGGUAUUUGUGACAGUACUGAAGAAUGUACUUCAUCCGUCAACAAUUAUACCGCCAUAUUAUGCAAUCUGCACCGAUCCGUCUGCUCUCUUGAAUGUGGUCCAAACGGCGCAUGUGUCAAUUCCAGUGGCAUCUUCCACUGCAGAUGCAAGUCAAAUUGGCUGAAUAUCUAUUACGGUUUGCAUUGCGAAAGUAGAGCUGUUUCUUUGGAAGCCCAACUAGGGAUUACUUUUGGAUGUCUUGGAGUUCUGAUGAUCUUUAUAUUCAUAGUAUGCCUUGUGAGAUCUCGGAACAGAAAUAAAGAAAGCUACUAUGAGGGAGAUGCCGUGGGAGGCUGGCGGGGGUUUAAUGGCGGGGAUUCCCGAUGGUCGACGUUUUCGGGGAGAUACUCUACUCGGGAGGUACCAUACAAAAGGUCUUUGCGUGAUGGAAAAUACCUGGUACCCGCACAUGACCCUUUCGGUAGCGGUCGCAUGACCAGGCCAGGCCUGUAUCUCCCUAGAAAUGAUGGGGUGGAUACCAGUUUUAUCGAUAGUGUCCCAAGCUACAGCAAAUUCAAUUUAGAUGCUGAUUUUACCAUACGAAGACCUGUUGUGUCGAAGGAACCAAGUGCAAUAUAUUUGAAUAACCAAUCUUGGAGAUUUACAGGAUACACGAACACUGCCUUUUACAAGUUUGUAGAAGAGAGAACGCAUCUUUAAAUUGAAUUCAUUGGAGAAUUCAAAAACAGUUUUAUUCGAAUAUAAAAAUGAUUUUCUUGAUUCUUACUUUCGAGAUACAGUUAUUUUACACUAUAUGUAUCUGUACAUAUGUAUAUA